This is a messenger RNA of Effrenium voratum, 2808 nucleotides long. The record is from the annotation of a GenBank genome assembly. NCBI's taxonomy places the organism in Eukaryota, Dinophyceae, Suessiales, Symbiodiniaceae.
GGCUCCAGCUGAAAUAUUUAGUUGGUUAAGUUUAUGGGGGCGCAACUGUUUGGCAGGUGGCGCAUGGUCCAACAUGGGCCGUGAGGCGGCAAAAGGGGCCGUCCUUUUGUCUUUGCUGACGAUCGCCUUUGCGGGCAAGAAAGUCUCGGUGAAGGAGGUGGUCUUUGAUAGCGCGGUGUCGGACAUCCAGUGGCUGGGGGAAGACCAGAAGACGGUGAUCACCCAGACCACCAAGGGGCGUCUAUAUCGCAGUACCAAUGGCGGCGAGACCUGGAAUGACAUCACGGACUUCUUCAAAGUUGACGUGCCGGGCUCCGCGCCGCAGCCGUUCACCGCCGAGUCCAUGACCAAGAGCCCGGUGGAUCCAAAUACCAUCCUGGUCUCUGGAAACAAGAAGACGAACUUCAUUUCCAGCACCAGGGGGUCUUCCUGGAAGAAGAUCCGACAGAAGUCUCAGAUCCACACGGUGCUUUUCCACAAGACGAAGCCCACCUGGCUACUGCUUUCCACCUGGACCAGCACCUGCAACAAGAAGAAAGACAGCAACGCCCCGGUGGAGCCUGCUGAAGACGGGGGCGGUCCCUGCAAUCACAUGCUCUACAUCUCCAAAGACCUGGGCAAAACCUUCACGUUGGUGCAGAAUUACGUGGUGCAGUUUAGCUGGGGCGACGUGGCUCUUGGCCAGCAGGACAGGAUCUACUUCACCCACUUUAGGAAGAAGACCGGAGACCAGCCGAAGCUGUACAUUUGGUCCAGCGACGUGGAUUUCGCGUACAUGGACCCGGACAGCAAGAGGCCUGUGACGAUGGUGAUGCUGGGCAACAAGUUUUUGGUCUCACACAAGUUCAUCUUCGUUGCCAAAGUGAAGGAUGUCGCUGCGCAGACGGUCAUGCUCAUGGUGAGCGCCGACGGCGGGCGAACCUUCAACGCAGCGCAGCUCCCCACGGAAAUCGACGAGAAGUCCUACACGGUGCUUGACACCUCCGAGGGUCAAGUGAUGCUCCACGUGAACCACGGCGCUAAAGAGAAUCAAGUUGGCAAUGUCUACGUGUCUGACGAGAAAGGCUAUAGAUUCGCGCUGUCGCUCCCCAACAACGUGAGGGGCACCAACGGCGACUGCGAGUUUGACAAGGUCUUGAGCCUAGAGGGCGUGUACAUGGCCAACUUCAAGGAGACGAAGAACGAUGGCACGUCUGGUGUGGACGACAAGACGAAGGAGGCCGCCGAGCAGGGCGAGGCGCUGGAGAGCGAGGCGGCGGCUGGAACCGAGGUGGACAAGCGCCGAGCGCCCAAGUCCAAAGCCAAAGAGGAGAGCGUGGUUCGCACGGUCAUCUCCUUUGACAAGGGCGGUGCUUGGUCCUACCUGAAGCCCCCGCGUGUGGACUCCACGGGCAAGCAGAUCGAUUGCCCGCCAGACAAGUGCUGGCUGCACCUGCAUGGAAUUACCAACUUCCACAACUACGCGCCGUUCUACUCAACAGACAAUGCGAUUGGCAUCAUCAUGGGCACUGGCAAUGUGGGGCCCUAUCUCCGAUUUGAGCCAGACCAGACGAACACCUACCUCUCUCGGAAUGGCGGCCUCACCUGGACCGAGGCACACAAAGGCGCCUUCAUCUACGAGUAUGGAGACCACGGGGGCUUGGUCGUCAUGGCCGAUGAUGUGCGAAAGACCAAGCUGGUGGUCUUCUCGUGGAACGAGGGCCAGAGCUGGUACGACUUUGAGCUGUCCAGCAUGCCGGUAGAGGUGGACAACAUCGUGACCGAGCCCAACGCCACCUCCACAAAGUUCCUACUCUACGGAACUCGAGGGGAUACGGGCGUCAUGUACCACCUGGACUUCGAGAGUCUGGGGCAGCCGCUCUGCAAGGGCGUGUGGGCGGCCGACUCAGUGUCUUCGGACUACGAGACCUGGAACCCCUCGGACGGCAAGAACACGGAGAAGUGCAUGCUUGGCAAGCAGGUCACAUACACCCGGCGAAAGCAAACCUCGGAGUGCUUCAACGGCGAGAAGUUCGAGCGGCCGGUGACUCGCAAGAACUGCGAGUGCACCCAAGAAGACUACGAGUGCGAGGUAGGCUUCACCCGUCCGGUUGGUGCAACUGACUGCAAGUAUGCGGACGAUGGCACCAUCAAGAUCCCUCUGAGCUGCUCGAGAAACGACCACUUCUGGGCUACGGGGCACCGGAAAGUGCCGGGCGACACCUGCGAGGGCGGGUGGGCGCCACAACAGGUGUCUGUCCCAUGCCCGGCCAAGCCCAUGAGCAAAGGUGCCUGGUCAGUCUUGGGCGCCAUGGGCAUGCUGGCGGCAGUGCUCUUCGCGGUAAACAUGCUGUCGAACAACGACCGGGUUAAGGGCAUUUUUGCCAACUACGGCUUCGAGAACUUCGGCAACGUGCGCUACGCCAACAUCGGCGCCAAAGCGCCCGAGUCAGCACUGGACAGCGUGGGCACCCGCUUCGAUGCGGACUUUAUUGAGGGUGACCAGGAUGACUUUGAUGCACCUCAGCUGAUGAGUUACAACGAUCGAGAGAGGGACCGAGACCGGGAUCGAGACAGAGACCGGGAUCGCGAUGACCGUGAUCGGAAAGAUAGAGACGAAGGGCGAAGGUCAGCAUUGGACACCGCCUCUGAGGCGGUUCCGAGGCUGGCGAAGCCCCCGGGCGGCUCUCGCCCGGAGGAUCCGGAGGAUCUUCUGUAGCGAUCCUCAUUUUGUCAACGACUGUCCCAGAAGGGUCUGGAUUGGCACGAUGGCUUCAACCUGAGUGCAGACAGGUCUCAGGCAGCUUCCAGACGCGACUUGCUUUCUGA